This is a messenger RNA of Suillus subaureus, 324 nucleotides long. RefSeq lists its product as uncharacterized. The record is from RefSeq and is a predicted model, not a curated record. The transcript is spliced from 4 exons. The coding region runs from base 1 to 324 and encodes 107 amino acids. Lineage: Eukaryota; Fungi; Basidiomycota; Agaricomycetes; Boletales; Suillaceae.
AUGUUUAUCCGCCUCUCUACUGCUUUCGUCAUGCUUCUCGGCCUGACGGUCCUUGUCAGCGCUGAAGCACCAGUUCCUCGUGGGACUUAUAGACCCAGGGACCUUGAGAAUGAACCACCAGGAAACUACUGCGCGGGAUUGGGCCUUUAUGCAGAACCAGUUACAAGGGGGAACAUGGGUGGUGCUUACAAGUAUACGAGUCAAUUUGAGACGCUAGGUGCAUUGCCGACUGUUUGCCUGAAUCUGCGUGUCUAUCGAACUUGUGUGAAGUCCAACACCGGGGACAAGUACCUGCAGACAGCACAAGCGGAAUUGACAGAGUGA